AUGACUAGAUCCGGGGAUGACGAUGGUGUUGGCGAGGAUGGUCAUGGCUUAGAACUGGGGCUGCACGUUGACGGGCAGGUGAUCGUCCUCCUGGCCCUGGCCGCCGUCGCGGCCGCCCGCCCCCAGUUCGGCUUCGAGCAGCAGCCCCUGCAGCAGCAGGCCGCCCCCAGCUACGUGCCCAUCCUGAAGCGCACCGAGACCCGGGACGACUUCAACCAGCUCGCCCUGUCCUACCUGAGCGCGGACGGCACCGCCGUGGCCGAGCACGUGGCCCUGAAGGAGGUCCAGGACGGCGAGUACCGGGGCCACUACGUGCCCACGCGGUCCGGCUCGUACCGGUACACCAGCCCCGAGGGCCGCAUCAUCAUGGUGACGUACACCGCCGACGAGACCGGCUUCCACCCCAUCAGCGAGGCCAUACCCGUGGACUCCGCGUGA
Molecule: messenger RNA, 438 nt
Organism: Thrips palmi
Lineage: Eukaryota; Metazoa; Arthropoda; Insecta; Thysanoptera; Thripidae
Product: larval cuticle protein 1-like
Exons: 2
Coding region: 1-438 (145 amino acids)
Cellular component (GO): chitin-based extracellular matrix
Molecular function (GO): structural constituent of chitin-based larval cuticle
Source: RefSeq, a predicted model, not a curated record